CACGCACACACAUUCGCAGUGUGAAGGAAAAACCAAAUAUGUGACGAUGAAAGUUUUAUUUCUAUCAAUUGAAAAAACGGAAGGCAGCAGCAAAAAUACCUUUUAUUCAGUAAAUAAUUCGAAUUCUAGUGAAAAGUUUUCGCUUCUAAGACUGCUAUAUCACAUUACAACAUGACGCAGUAUUAAGUAUUGAAAAGUGUUGCAAAUGAGUGAAACAGCUUAAGAAAAGCAGUGAUUUUCCUUGGCACUCUAAAUGUACUUCAAGGGAAUCCUUUUUGAAAGAUUUUUUUUCGUUUCUUUGCUGCUGAAUACCCUUCACUCGGCGGAGUCCGUCCUCGCAUGGAAAACUUAGAUCUCCGGCCGUCCGUGGUUCUGUUAUAGUCUAAAUAAGAAACAGCAAAUUGGCAAGGGCAGAUUCCAGUGUAAAAUAUCGAAGAAAAUCUCUGCAUUUUUUCCCAACCCCGUCAGGAGGAUGGAAAUUCCACCAGUUAGUUAUUCGUCAUCCAAUUUGAAGACGGAACAUCAGCAAUGGUGAAAAGCUUCUGCUGUCACACUUAGAUAAAAGAAACGUUUUAUAGCUACGUAUGUUGUGAAGCUAAAAGUAUGUAGUUAACAUCAAUAGUGAAGUGCUUAGAAAUCUUUUUUUUUUUCUACAAUAAAGACGAAGGUGUAACAUUAAACGGAGAAGAGAAAAUGAAUGUGGAAAUAUCAAGUGGUUAAUAGCGUUCUGCAGUGAAACAAGAUUUUUUUUAGAAUAUUUCCAUCUGCUAAUCGAUAUUUCUAAUCGUGUUCGACACACGUACUUAUUGUUGAUGCUAAUUUCAACAAUCUUUUGUUAUUUAAUCGAGGAAUACAAGACAAACGAGAGCAAAUGUUUUCGAGCAGCUGUCUGAGGAAAACAAUAUGAGGGCGUUAUUAAUGGCACCCCGGGCUUCAUUUCUAUAGAAAAUAAGGAAAUGUCUUCUAUGGAGGACUGCUCAGAGUACGCAAAUUCUAACCAUCCACAACAACAACAUCAUCGACAUGGCCAUCAUCAUCAACAACAACAACAACAAAUCCACCAUCAUCAACAGCAACAGCACAAUCAGGCUAAGCUAUCAGCUGUCUUAUCGUCCAGCACGCUGCCGCAUCACCAGGGUCAAGGACAGCUCCUGCAAUCAGGAGGUCCCAGUGGAAGUAGCAGUACGCUCACUCGGGGAAGUCGUCGAUCGUCCUAUGGACCCAGUCAUUAUCAACAGCAGCUGGUGCCACAGGCUGUAAACUAUCACGAUGGUCUGAGUAUGGCGGAUAAUAUUUCCGUGGGGGGCGGCAGUAUAAUUAGCAACCAUUCUGGCCAACGCUAUGUACCCGAUCUUCACUAUGGAACGCUUAGUAACCGGAUAAUUCACAGUGAACGAUACGUCAUCGACGAUAGCAGCUGUCUACAGCCUCCGUCGCCAGCGCCCAGUAAUGACCACUACGUGAUGGGAAUGCCAUCACCGUCACCCUCAGCACAUCACUAUCCCGAGCGCCAUUACACCUUACAGCAGCGAACGAUGAGCCCCUCAAAUAGCAGAUAUCGCCACAGUUUGACCGAAAAUUAUCGUGAUAUUUCGCCACAAUGCGAACGGUUUAUUCCACCUCCAGCACACUUCAUUAGUGCCACAAAUCCCCUUGCUGCCUCGGAUAGCUAUGGAUAUCUGAAUUCCAAUGUACACACCCCAGUCAAACGCUAUGUUCCCACUCCACCACCGCAAGAGCCGACGUACCAACCGCAGACGCAGCUAAUGGCCACCAUACUUACGCAAACCGCAGUUGCCACAUCACAGCAAAGGGGAAAUCACCUAACCAAUACUUUACCAUAUCGCUUCCGAGUCAAAUCAUGCCCGAACGAGCAGACCAUUUCAACUCCUCAGAGUUUUGAUACAUCCGAUCAUUACGCCACACCACCACGUGUUCGUCCGCAAAAAUGUGCAUCAUCCUUAACCGCCAGCUGUUCAGUUCCAAAUUCUGCUCUUUCGUCUCAAACGCUUGGCGCUGGACGUCAGUCGGGCCAAAGCACCGAAUAUCUUCUAGCACGUACCCCGAGUGCAGAUUUUCUCGACCAACCAUCGUGCCGUGUUGCAACACCGGUCAGUGUCAUGAGUGAACCGAAUGGUACUGCAUCUUGUUUGCAUUGUAAUACCUUACGCAGAACAACUGGAGUUCAUCAAACUACGCAAACUAGUGGUCCUAUCAGUCCACAGCCUCUGUCACUAUCUUCAGCGACAGAAUCGACCGGUCGCAACUCGCCAUUGAGUCCAACAUCGUUGUCAACACCCAUGACUACAGCACCAUCUUCAAAUAGCUUACAACAUCCACCACACAACAUGCACCAGCAACUACAGCAGCACCUGCAACAAUCGGCCCAGUCUCCAUCAGCUACGCUAACGGCAACGCAAUCACAACCGCAAAUAGCAAUCGAACACUACAGUGCACAUGAGUCGAGCGACAUUUCGACAAUUCCAAGGAAUCAAGCCAAACUACCCCAACCACAGUCACAGCAGCUAUCCGCGAACUCAUCUGAGCAGAGCAUCAUGACCAGUAGUAACAGUAGAUCGAUAUUGGUUCAAUAUCAGCAGCAGAACAUUUUACAACAACCACCCGCACCACAACAACCAAUGCAACCACCGCCAGCAGUACAAUCUGUACCACCGCAACAAUUGAUCCCACAGCAAGUUCCACAAAUGCAAUUACAAUCUGCGCAAUCAGCAUCGCCGCCACUAGUGUCGGCUUCACCUGCAUCAGUAUCGCUUCCGGGACCAUCUAUGUCAGCACAACAUUCGCCACCAGUUAGCGAAUCACCUGCUUCUACAUUGCAGCGCAAUGCACAACUCAUCUUUCGCCCUUCCGCUCCCAGCAUUUCCCGAAAACAACGCGUCAAAGAAUACAUGAAACAUGAAACAGCGAAAUUCUUCGGAGUAGACGACCUUAACGAAGAAUACGAACGUCAUAAAUGGGAAGAUCGACAGAAACGUUUCGCGUACCGGCGGUUUGGUCAGCUGAAGGAUGAAUACGAUUUUCCGCUUCGAAACAACAAUGCAAACAACAAUGCAGCCGAAGAGAAUGCUGCUCCCAUCGACAGACCGGAUAUACUGCCAGCGCAAAGCCAGGAUGAGCGAGAUACGGAACAAAGCCGACGACAGCGAGCAAACCCUCGUCAUACUUACGAUGCUGCUUCGGAUACGUUCAUCUUCAAAGCUGAACGAAAACCUUCGGUGCCGACAGUGAUCUGGAAUGGUAUGUCAUUUCUGGUGCACAGUAUCACGAGAAAGCGGUUGCGAAAACAGAAACAAUGGUCACGUAGCUUUGCCCCGGCACAUGUUGAACUCACUGGCGAUGAUAAUGAGCUUUGUGAUGGACUACAACCAAUACAGGAUGACGAAACGUUUUUCGAUGCACCUGUUCAACCAACUGCCCAGCAGCCAAACCAGGGACAGAUUGUUGACAAUUCUCGACAGCUUUUCGUAUCCGAAAAUGAUCGAGGACUGGGAGCGACUACCGACAGUGGAAUAAUCAAUGGAUGGCGUACCAGGUCUUCCGAACUCCAUCUGCAGGCACGAGAAGGUGCCAACGGUACACUUGGUCAACGAAUUUCUUCACAUAUUUUGGAUGGAGUACUAGAUAACUCAAUGAGGCCAAUAGCAAAUAAAAUUAAACUUCUUAGACCAAACCUGUUGGAUGACCGCUAUGAUUACAGACCGUUUUUUACAUACUGGAUCAAUACGGUACAAGUGCUCGUGCUCGUUAUUUCCCUAAUCUGUUACGGCUUCGGUCCGAUUGGAAUCGGUAUGGAGUACAAGACGGCUCAGGUGCUGGUUACUAGCUUGAGUUUACAACAGGUUCAUCAUCAAGAAACUCGUAAUGUGUGGAUAGGGCUGAAGAACAUCGAUAUUGUACAUCUAGGUGCGAAGUACGGUGCCUGUAUGCGCCGUGACUCCCGAAUAUCGGAGGUUAUUACGAAAACGCGCAAACAAGAACGAGAGACGGCUUGCUGUAUUCGUAACGACGAUUCUGGGUGUGUCCAAAGCUCUCAAGCGGAUUGUUCGAUGCGCGGGCUCUGGCCAACGAAGACAAUUGCAACUUGGAAAAAAUGGUCACCGGGUGAAUCCGGCCCAGGGGGGCGCAUUUCUGGCAGUGUUUGUGGUCUUGAUCCAAAGUACUGCGAUGCUCCUGCUUCCAUCGCACCACACGAAUGGCCGGACGACAUCACAAAAUGGCCGAUUUGUCGUAAAAACAACCAAUUCUCUCAGCGAUUCCGGUUUAAGGAUCAUACUGCCGAGCAUAUGAUUUGCGAGGUGAUAGGUCAUCCCUGCUGUAUCGGAAUCUAUGGCGAGUGCCGCAUCACUACACGAGAAUAUUGUGAUUUCGUCAACGGGUACUUCCAUGAAGAGGCAUCUCUUUGCUCGCAGAUUUCUUGUUUGAACGACGUUUGCGGCAUGUUUCCGUUCAUAGCAAACAAUUAUCCGGAUCAGUUUUACCGUCUCUUCACGUCGCUUUGUCUACACGCAGGCAUCAUACAUCUAGUAAUCACAGUUGCCUUUCAGCAUAUGCUGAUGUCAGAUUUAGAGCGACUCAUUGGGCCAUUGCGAAUGGCGAUCCUCUACAUUGGAUCCGGAAUCGCCGGGAACCUGACGAGUGCAAUCUUUGUGCCGUACAAGGCUGAAGUCGGUCCACUGCCAUCAUUAGCUGGAGUGCUGUCAUCGUUGAUGGUACAGCUGAUACUGUGUCACUGGAAAAGCUUGAAGAAACCACACGUAGCUAUGAUUAAAUUACUUAUCAUCGGGUUUACAUUAUUCGGGUUAGGAACACUGCCAUGGCAGCAAAACUUCACCGGGCUGAUAGCCGGUUUACUCUUCGGUAUCGGAUUGACGUUGGCAUUCGUGCCGUUCGUUAGUGUAACGAAACACAAUAGAAAGAGCAAGUUGAACCUAAUUUGGACAUGCGUGGUUGUACAGCUGAUCGUAUACGCCCUGAUGUUUAUCAUUUUUUACGUCUUUCCAACGCUGUUCUCUUCCUUGAACUUCAUCGAUGGAAACCAACUGUCGGACCACAAUUCCGUACACAGCUAUCAUGACCAUUAUAAUUUGUACGAAGGCUACCAAAAUUACAAUCCAGGGAUUGGGAAUGGUCACGGCCACGGCCAUGGCAGCGGAGGCGGUAUAAUCAAUAGCGGAAAUCAUAUUGUUACAACGUACAACGUGAACAACAACUUCAAAUCGCCAACUAGCCACGGUGGCGGAAUCCUGUACAAUCAUCACGACUACGGUGGAGGAGGUGGUGGUGGCAUCAGCAUGUCCGGUGGUAUCAAUAAGAUUAGUAGUAGCAACAAUAAUAAAAAAAAUCUGUUAAAAGGUAUAAGUAUGUGUGAAAAGGGACAAUGUGUCCAACGUCAGCCGCGUAGCGCCGACACGAAUGCAUGACGUCGAUGUUUCCUACUGUUCACAUCGCUGGAGUUACUUUUCGUAUUGUUUGUCCUGCUGGCCUUGUAUGACGUCAAUGAUUUUCAGGUCGUUUAUCAGUUUAUCAUGUGAUACAACAAACAACAUAGUGACAAUGUAAUUUAAAUUUUUAUAUCUCUCUUUCCAUCAAAAAUGUGAUCACGAACCGUAUCUUAGUUGAAACAAUUAGUUCAAAAGCAUUCUAUUAACAACGUAAGCAUAUAUAUUCGUAUCUCUUUACAAUUAAAUGAUCAAAAUAUUGAAAAAAAUUAACAACAAAACGAUAUGAUAUAUAGCACUGACACGCCUAGUUACGUUUACGUUUCCUUAUUCUUAAGUCACCCGUUUUCCCUAACUUUACUCAAGAGUUACAUUGAAUAUAUAGUAAAUAUUAAUAUAGACACAAGCUAGCAGAAGAAUUAAGAAUGCAGGCGAAUAAAGUGGAUUGAAAGAAAAGAAUUCAUAGAAUUGCCCUCAGUUAGUUCGGAUAGCUAUUCCUCUAUGAUAUUACAAAAUGAUAUUGUAUAAACUUCAGUAACAAAAUAAAACAAAACCGGAAAACAGAAACAUUUGAUUUGUAAGAUGAGAAUACCGGAGAAAUGAUAACACUGAGUCAAGGAAGAACUGUAAGCAAAUUCUAAUAAAACCUCUAUUUCAAUUUAA
Messenger RNA from Wyeomyia smithii (pitcher-plant mosquito), 6122 nucleotides. Its product is annotated as inactive rhomboid protein 1-like. NCBI's taxonomy places the organism in Eukaryota, Metazoa, Arthropoda, Insecta, Diptera, Culicidae. Gene Ontology annotation, molecular function: serine-type endopeptidase activity. Bases 957 to 5441 code for a protein of 1494 amino acids. The record is from RefSeq and is a predicted model, not a curated record. Gene Ontology annotation, cellular component: endoplasmic reticulum membrane. Gene Ontology annotation, biological process: regulation of protein secretion; regulation of epidermal growth factor receptor signaling pathway. The transcript has 7 exons.